Messenger RNA from Marchantia polymorpha subsp. ruderalis, 5378 nucleotides. NCBI's taxonomy places the organism in Eukaryota, Viridiplantae, Streptophyta, Marchantiopsida, Marchantiales, Marchantiaceae. The record is from the annotation of a GenBank genome assembly.
UUUGCCAAUCACACCGAAUGUGGAAGAACGCGCUUGUUGUGUUCGCGUGUUGUCGUUACAUCGACCGCUCACACGAUUCAACGACAAGAUCUGAUUGAAGACGAUGCCUUUUUUCCCACGCGCUACCCAUUGUAGGAUCUGUCGUCACGUGGAUCUUGAUGCAGCUAGACUCGCAUUCUCCCAGUCCAAUUCUACGUCCAGUUUUUCACAUCUCAGAGUACUUCCCAUCUGAAAUCUUCACCUCCAUGAGUUUUAUGACAUUUUGCAUCCAGAUCCCGCCAUCUUUGAUACGAAAUAGUGUUGUCCAUUUCAGAUUCACCAUAGCUAUCAUCUUGUCUACCAGUUCGGUCACCACAUCACUCGCCUCUCCCUGUUGGAGCCCAAAAAAGGUUUCGAUCUCGAGAGACGUGAAAUCCCUUUAGCACAUGCUAUACGAGCUACCUUGGAACCAGAGUCCAGGUUAUCAAGGUUCAAUUCCAUUUACUUUCAUUUACAUACCUUCCUUACAGUUACUUCAAGCAGCGUCCUGCUUCCACUUUGCUUCCACUUUGCACGAUCAGAAUCCCCGUAUAAGCAGAGCUUGGAGUACUCUGGGUCGUUCUUCUUACACCGCGCUAGAAGUAUCAUGCAGUCGAGUUGUGUCAGAAAGUUCAGUUUUCUUCGAGUGAACGAGGCUUGCGGAUCGAGUAGGGGGACUCUUUAGGCUCGGUUACAAUUCUCCCGCGCGCUUAGGAGCAAUCGGUUCUUGCUCUUUUGAGGACAGAAUGGAAGGAGAAGGUGCGUCUAUGCUUAGUCGCGCUCCUGAACUUGCGAUAGGGGAAAUGGAAUCUGUAGACGAGGAGCCAGAGCUUCCGCCCGCUGUCCAAGACCUUAUACGGCGUCUGGGAGGGAAAGCCAUGCAUGUAUCGUUGCCUCCCAUACUAAGCUGUCCAGAAUUAGAGGAUUUCUUCCCGGAGCGUGCACCGCUCUCGACGAACACAGGGUGGCGAAGCCAAGUGCGACUUCGAGUGCUGGAGGCAAUCGGCAGCUGCAGGAGCUUUGAAACGCUGAUCGUAGAAGGUAUUUGUGGCCGUCAUAUAUCCAGAUUGACCGCUAGCGAGUGGGAGGUAGUCUUGAGAGGUUUUAAUUCCAGCAGCGUUCUACGAGAGAUGGAAAUUGGCCAACUGACAUGGAGUUCCGAGGCGGAAGUGGAAAGCUUGGGUUUACAGCUGGGGGUAAUUCUGAAUAGCUCUAGUGUAGCACAUUUGACGAUAGAGGAUUGCAGAUUGACUCCGAGAUUUUUCUUGAAUCUCGCAUCAGGACUGCGAGAAAAUUACCAAUCGAAACUCAAGUCUUUACAACUACGUCAGGCCUGGGAGAACGCAAGUGCGGUGAAGUAUGUCGUUGAGAUGUUGAACGGUGAUAGUCGAUUAGAAACUUUGAGUUUAGGCAAGCACUCGCGCGAGGGGUAUAGGCCGUAUAUGUUAGAAUAUCACAUUUUGUACAAAAGGGACGAGGCGGCCGUUCGGCUCUUGUCACAGGCUUUGAAGCAGAACUCGUCGUUAACAAAAUUGGUUUUAACUGAAGUGGAGGGCGGAUCUGCCGCCUUAUUGCUGAAUGCAUUGGCCGGAGAUGAUGGCAACCGAUCGAUUGAACGUCUUGAGCUGAUAGAAAUAUCUGGACUCGGAAAAUUUUUGAGAGAAAUUUUCAUUUCCAAUCGAUCAUUGAGGGCAGUGAUGUUGAACAACAUGGCCAUGCCUCUGGAGGAAUGGCGCUUGCUAGGCGAAGCCAUCCGUGACAAUGCCACAGUGACAAAUGUUUCCAUAAGUACCCUUUUAGAAUCAGGACUUCUUUUGGAAGAACUAGAAGAGCUUGCCUGCGCAGCUAGCUCGGAUGGGAAGGAACCCGUGCUGCAUCUUGAAAACCUACCUCAGGAUUACGAUGAAGUAGUGUCAGCGUUCAACCUUUUAGGCAGAGUACUGCGAGGGGAAAUCAAGUCUAUACAAUCUUUUUGUCUGUAUCAGUUAUUUUCUUCCAUUUCAGGUGGGUUUAGAACUGGCAAUCAAAAGAGUAUGGAAAGUAUUCUUCCGAUGUAUGGAAAAACGGGAGAAACCUCAGUCUUGAGUAGACUCAAAUUAAAGUUGUAUAACGAAGAUAUAUUCAAGGGAGUCUGGAAGCAACUACUUUGGUGCUUACGUGGUAACACAAGAGUCACUAGCUUGACUUUGUCUAUCCCUUUAGGGUUAGGGUCCAUCCCCUGGCUUUCAAGGUAUGAAGGAUUCAAGGAAGAGUUCAGGGACCUGAUGAGGCUCUUGCAAGUGAACUUGACUCUCAGGGAAAUAGAUGUGUCUGAGACCCCGUGGCAAGCGGACGGAAAGGCUGCGCGGAUUGAAGCGGCCCUCAAGCAAAACCAGCAGCGAGCCGUGUACAUGACCGCGUUCAGAGAAGCCCAACUACAAUUUGGAGAGGCAAAAGCUGGCCGACUCUUCUUAUGCGGCUCUCCUAGAGCAGGCAAGACUCAGUUGCGUCAAACCCUGAUGACGAUAAUUCAAGGAAAGAGUUGGAUCGGGAACAAAUGGGAUGAAUUGCGGAGGACUAAAGGAAUUGAAGUUGAGUUCUUGCAAAACAAUGACAAAAUGCAAAUCUCAGUUUGGGAUCUUGCUGGACAUUGGAUUUUUCGUACACUUCAAACUGUACUCUUCCCUCAAACCAGCGACUUUUGUGUUUUUCUUUUUGUGUAUAGCCCCUACCGUGAGGAAACAUCUUCUCGCAAACUAGACUCUUGUUUCCGGAAUGAGUUGGAGGGCUGGCUGACUUUCAUCGCAUCCAGCAUGAAGGUCACCGGCCAUAAUCUUCCACAAGUUCUUGUUGUAAUUUCACACAAGGAUAAAAUGUCUUCCAAUUCUUUGACUUGGGCUCACUCCAUAGUGGAAGAACUUAGAAAAAUUUUUGCAAACUAUGUGGAUCUCCGCCCUAUUCAAGACUUUCUUUAUGUUGAUUCUCGGAAGAAGAAGCAAGUGAUUCCUCUCAAAAAUCACAUUUUUGAGAUCUUCGAGAAUUUGUUUAGUGAAAAAUCUCCACUUGUUCCCCAAUUGUGUAUUCAACUCUCUGCCCUUCUGCUUUCAAACAUCAAGGCGAACAGAACAUGCCCUCUUUGGCCAUUGAAAAAGUUUCAUGACUUUUGUGAUCGCAGUUUGAAACAGCUCAUUCCAUCAUCUUCUGCUAACUCUGUUGAUCAUUCACGGAUAUUAACUUCCCUCGUUUCCUACUUAAAUGAUGUUGGAUCCAUCAUUUAUAUUCCCAACCUUGAUCACAUUGUCGUGGAUCCGAACUGGCUCACGAAUUCAUUUUUGGGUGAGUUGAUAGCUGUGGGUCAACUUUUUCAAGCUCAAGAGUCCAAGGCUUAUGGGAGAACGAUCUCAAGGGACUCAACCGAAAGCAAGGACGGAUUUGUGAAUGAGAGUGUCUUUGAUCAGUUGAUGGAAACGUUCCUGGGAAAACAACCACGUCUUCAAAAUGUUGACAGAGAGAUCCUCGAGAAGAUUCUUUUCAAUUUAGACUUGGGUUUCAAGCUUGAAGAUACUUCUCAAUAUUUCAUUCCCUCCUUCAUCCGUGAGCAUGCAAGCAUGGAAGAACAGAAGCAUCAAAAAGGGGCGCACGCGAAGUCGAUGGCAUGGGAUUCGAAGGUUGCAACUUCACAGUUUGUCGGCAUUCGAAUUCAAUGCGAAGAUCUAAAAACAAUGUCAUUGACUGCUGCCUUUUUUCCACGCUUUCAGGUGAGACGCAAGUUGAUAUCCGAGAUGCAUGUUUCCAAGGAGACGGUGACAUUCUCCCGACAUUACUUGAGACUUUAUCUCGAUGGUCAUCAAAUUUUUGUGGAGCACGUUCAGAGUGAAAAUUCCCACAAUUACGUAGAUGUUCUGAUGUUAUGCUCGGAGCAUAAGUCAAAGGAAGCGGCCAUCAAAUAUGUUCUGGAAAAUAUUGUCCAUGAGUUAAUAUCAUUUUGCGCAUCACCCAAUGGCUGUCCUGGGGUGGCGUUAGUCCUCGGUGUGAUCCAAACAAUUUGCGUGGAGAUGUUGAUUCCGAGUCAUCUAAGAGGAGCCAUUCUGAUUAAGGAGCUCAAAUCAGAGUUCUUUGAUGACAUCAAUAAGAAACUUAGGGGUAUUGCGUUGGAUAGGUCGCAAUUGGUGAAGGAGGAAGAGUUGCUCCACUAUGAGUAUACAUGGCCUCCGAUUCCAGCUUUGCACUUAAACGCAACAUUCGAAAAGGCUACGAAUUUGCUGUGGAAGAGCGAUGUGGAAGCUGUUGUGAAUGAAAUUCGACAGAAGCGCAAUCAACAAUUGGAGUCAUUGCAGCAAAGCCUCAUCAGAUUGAACAAUGAUUUGGCUCAGUCUCACCCUGAAAGCGAGAACAGGGUUACCAACUCGAGUUUACCUCACAUAAAAGAUUGCAAUCUAGCUUUAGCUACCUGCUCAAGACAAGCCAGCACAAGUGUGGACACCCAACUUGUUUUGUCCGAGAUCCAUCAGCUAGGAGAAAAGGUUCACAGUGUGCAUGAAACUGUGAGAUCAGUGAAGAGCAUUGUGCAGGGAUUGGAUGUGAAGAUGGAACAGAUUAUAUCCCUGCAACAACAACUACAGUCAACGUUGGGUGCCUACAUGUCUAAAGUUGACAGGGUCAUUGAGUAUUCAGAAUCACAUCAGCAGUCUAGAACGCCCAAACGACCUUACGUCACAGACGAUGUUGGCAUUUUUUACAGGAUCAGUGCAAGUCUGCAUCUAGGAACAACCGUUCGCUUACGCUUGAUGUGUGAGGCCGUCACUGGGUUUCACCCCGUCAAAGAUCAAGAAGGUUUGAGGCUGCGAUUGGAUCGGGAGAAUAGCGGAUGGAUUCCAAGAGUUAUUGAGAUUUCAUACAAAGUCAUGUAUUAUGCUGCAAAGGCCGGACUGGAUGGAACCCUCGGGUUAGGUGAAGCUAUUCCGCAAUGGGAUGAUCUAAAAACUGAUAUUGUUAAGCUAGAUAAUAUUAGUGAUAUUGAUCGUUGGGCAAUUCGAAAUGGUGGGCAUAGCGUGCAGCUCAACGAAGCAUGGUUGAGGAUUCAGCAAAUUCUUGCGCCUCAGCUUAGAGAUAGCAUUCCCAGAAUCUUCAAGUUGUGUCAGGUGAAGUACGUGAGACAACAAAAUGGUGGGCAUGCAUGGGUGUGCGCGGAGUGCAUGUGCAAAGGUAGUCUUUCCGGAAGUUUGACAUGUUAGGACUUUAAAGAGGUUAGAAUGUCAUUAUGCAAUUGAGAAGCAUAUGUUUAGACCCUCUUGCAAUAUAAACCUUUGCAUAAUCCUCCUUACAGUUUUCGCUGGUUUUAGGCCUUUUAUAAGUUAUGCAGUCAUGUCAAUCCGCGCAGU